Anopheles merus is the source of this 4945-nucleotide messenger RNA. RefSeq names its product WD repeat-containing protein 26 homolog. NCBI's taxonomy places the organism in Eukaryota, Metazoa, Arthropoda, Insecta, Diptera, Culicidae. The coding region runs from base 1 to 3258 and encodes 1085 amino acids. Gene Ontology annotation, molecular function: protein binding. Gene Ontology annotation, cellular component: GID complex. Gene Ontology annotation, biological process: proteasome-mediated ubiquitin-dependent protein catabolic process. The record is from RefSeq and is a predicted model, not a curated record. The transcript is spliced from 3 exons.
AUGUCCUGUCCCGUAUGCAAACUCAAAAUUGAUUGCCUUCGGAAACCGAUUGGCGGCGGCUCUUCGGCAAGGUCCUGCUCGUCCUCGUCGUCGGACGAAGACCUCAAUGAACGACCACCACCACCGUCAGCAGCAGCAGCAGCAGCAGCGCAGCGGAGGAAGUACUCGUACCAGCCGACGCAGCAAGACUUGCCCUCGCCGCCGGUCGACAGUAUCGGGCUUGUCGUCGCUGUCGUAGACGGUCCGCAGGAGCAGCAGCAGCAGCAGCAACGCACAGUCGGUAGGGGUUUCGCGGUGGCCGCCGAACAGCCGCAGGAGCAUCAGCAGCGACCAGCACUCGCAGCCGAGGACGACGAGGAGCAGCAAGGCGAGGAACGGCAGCUAGCGGCUCCGCACGCCCAUCGUUCUCGCCCGGCUGUGGCCGAUCGGGAGAAGGAGGAACGGGAGGGCGACGACGGUCGUCGUCCUGCUGCUGCUGUCGCCACCCCCACAGCCAGUCGUCGCCGGUCGCGCGCCGUCCUCGUGCCAGCUGCCGGCGGAAGUGGGGGCAGAAGCGGAGAAGGCGGUAGUGAGGAAGGUGCCGGCAGUAGUGGUAGUGUCGGAGGAUCGAAGCGUCGCAGCACCAGAGCGUCCGCAGCGCAGCGUCACAGUAGUAGCGUCACAGCAGCGGCGGCUCCCGUGGACAGUGGUGAAGCAGUGCACCAUCAGCCCGACGAUACUGGCACGGUGAGCCGGCCAGCACGCUCGUCGUCCUCAGCUCCAGCCACUUCGAGCUCGUCCGGCGCUGCGUCGACGUCGUUGCUGCGUCAGCACGGCUCGGGUGGUACGAGCGGCGGCCAUUCACUUCACCAGCAACCUAAUCGGUCCGCACGCGCGUUAGACACUGCCACCGAUAGCAACAAAGACUCGGUGCAUCGCGCAGCCGGCGGCGACGACGACGACGACGACGAAGAAGAAGAAGACGGGGAGGAACCGGCGACAGAACAGCACGGUGCAGUAGUGGAGGAGGCGGGCAACCGUUACUCUAUCGCCGUGAGUAGCGAGCAACAGCAGCAGCGUAGUGACGACGACGACAACAACGACUGCAGUCCACGCUCGAAGCGCCGUCGAAAGAUGCUGAACGAUAACGUCGGCAGUGGUGGUGGUAAUCGGAACGGAGCAGCACCGGGUGGUGGCACCCCCGCCUCAACUGCUUCCCCGAUGGACGCAUCAAACUGUGAUCAAAAUGGUCACACCGUGGCCAACAGCAGCAGCAGCAGCAGCAGUAGUAAUAGUAAUAAUGCCACCGUUAGCAAUAGCAACAACAACCCGGCCGAGAACGAUAACGGCAUGGGCAACAGCAGCAACGGACUGACCACGAACGGUGAGGCCGGUGGCGGCGGCGGCAGCGGCAGCGGUGGCUCAUCGCGCCCAUCGCCCGCCCACCGCACGGUGAAGCUGGACCGCACCAACCAGGACAUCGUGCGGCUGAUCGGGCAGCACCUGAAGGACAUUGGGCUGGAGCGCAGUGCCGAGAUGCUGAUGCAGGAGGCGGGCUGCUGCCUGGAGCAUCCGGCCGCGUCCAAGUUCCGCAUCCACGUGCUGUCCGGCGACUGGAACAAGGCCGACCACGACCUGCAGGAGCUCCAGUCGCUGGUGGACAUCCGGAGCGAUCGGGCCAGCCUGAACGAGAUGAAGUUUCUGCUGCUCGAGCAGAAGUACCUCGAGUAUCUGGAGGAGGGCCGCCCGAUCGAUGCGCUGCACGUGCUGCGCAACGAGCUGACGCCGCUGCAGCACAAGACGCCCCGCGUCCACCAGCUGUCCUCGUACAUGAUGUGCACGAACAAUGCGGAGCUGUACGCGCGGGCAGGGUGGGAGGGCAAGGGGCCGAAGUCGCGCACCCGGCUGAUGGACCGGCUGCAGUCGUACCUGCCGGCGACGGUGAUGCUGCCCCCGCGGCGGCUCCGCUCCCUGCUCGUGCAGGCGGUGGAGCUGCAGAACGACCGCUGCCAGUGCCACGACAUGACGUGGAGCACCAGCAUCGACAGCGUGUCCCUGCUCGUCGACCACAACUGCAGUGCGGACGGGUUCCCGCUCCAGCCGCUGCAGGUGCUGAACGACCACUCGGACGAGGUGUGGUUCUGCAAGUUCUCGCCCGAUGGGCGCCGGCUAGCGACGGGCUCGAAGGACAACAGCGUGAUCGUGUGGGAGGUCGAUCCGGUGAAGCUGCUGCUGCGCAACAAGCGCUCCUUCGAGGGGCACACGUACGGCGUGUCGUACAUUGCCUGGAGCCCGGACUCGAAGCACUUCAUUGCGUGCGGGCCGGACGACUGCCCGGACCUGUGGAUCUGGGACGUGGAGCAGGAAAAGCUGGUGACCAAGUUUUCCCACUCGACCGACGACAGCCUCACCUGUGCGGCGUUCAAUCGGGACGGCACGCGUUUUGUGACCGGUGGCACCCGCGGCCAGUUCUAUCUGGUCGAUCUCGACGGCAUCCUGCACGACAACUGGGAGGGGGUGCGCGUCAACGGGCUGUCCUUCCUGUCGGACAACAAGACGGUACUGGCGGCCGACACGCACUACCGGAUACGGGGGUACAGCUUCGACAAUCCGCGCACCGACUACGGCAUCGUGCAGGAGCAGUGCCCGAUCAUGACGUUCUCGGUGAACUCGGCCGACCGGCUCGCCCUGCUCAACAUCUCCUCCCAGGGGCUGCACCUGUGGGACCUGCAGGACAAGUGUCUGGUGCGCCGGUUCCAGGGCGUCACGCAGGGCAACUACACGAUCUACUCGUGCUUCGGCGGCGUCAACGAAAGCUUCGUCGCGAGCGGCAGCGAAGACAACAAGGUGUACAUCUGGCACAUCCGCCGGGAGGAACCGCUGGCGACGCUGAUCGGGCACACGCGCACGGUCAACUGUGUCAGCUGGAACCCGGUCUAUCCGGCGCUGCUGGCGUCCGCGUCCGACGAUGGGACGGUGCGGAUCUGGGGCCCCCAGCAACCGCAAACCCAGUGGACGGCGAACGGUAGCGGUGUGGCCAACACGCUCCAGCACCAUCCGCAGGUGCACACGAACGGUAGCGGUGGUGGUGUGGGUGGUGCCGCCGACAGUGCCUCGAUCAGCUCGACCGGUUCCGCCACCUCGACGUCCUCCUCCACCUCAUCCUCAAGCGGUGGCGGUGGUGGUGGUUCUGGCCAUCCGCCCAACGUAGGAGGUGGAGCAGGAGGACCCGGUGGCAGUAUCGAAGUGCUAUCGACAUCGUCCUGGAAUAUCACAUAAUGUUAGAUAUUUAAUGAACCCCAAUCACCCCCCUCCCAGGUCUCAAGAGCGUUUAGCGUUUAAGGAACGAAGAACGGUUGUCCACCAUCGCCCCACACGCGCCUGCUGCACCCACAAAGCCGCCAUCAUGCAGCAACAAUGAGAAGCGCUUGUGUUUGCGGGUGUGUAUGUGGUGCGUGUGAUUCGUUACAUUGCUACUGCUGCUGCUGUUGCGCUUGUCGGUCGCCUGCAUCGGUCACCAUGUGCACGUUGUUGUUGCUGGGCGCGAGAAAGGCGCCAACUGUAAACAGGAAAGGAAGGAACGGUGGUGGCGGUGGUGCAAUAAAGCGCUUAGAUCGACGAUCGAAGACGGCUGCUGCUGCCUGCCUGCCUGCCUGCCUGCAUCCGUUAAAGGUCGGCAGUUUCAAAUUCGAUAGGGGCAAUAGUGUGUGUGUGUGUGUGUGUGUGUGUGCGGAUUGUAAGUGGCGCGAAAUGGAAACCACAGAAUGUAUGAAGCUUAGAACCACACCAUACACACGAGAAACAAAACACAAAAACCUUAGACAUUAAACGGUAGUUUUAAUAAUCGAACGAAUAUAAGAAAAAGCUUGCAGAAAACGAAACCAUAUAAUCGCAAUAGUAAAGGAAGCGGCACUGUGUGUAAGAAGAGGUUAAUAAAAUGCAAGUUGACGUUGAAUAAGAAAAUUAAUACAACCGAACGAAAGAGAGAGAACAGAGAGAUAACAGAGAGAGAGAGAGAGAGAGAGAGAGAGAGAGAGAGAGAGAGAGAGAGAGAGAGAGAGAGAGAGAGCGAAAGAUGUGUUAAGCGUUAAGAGAGCGUUUCUCUAUAACCACACCGAUAGACGAUUGUAAAACUUUGUAAUGCGCUAGAGAGUGAGAAGCAAUCCCGAUCGAUUCGCACACCCGUAGCAAAUAAUGGAGCGCUGGGGCGGGCGUGUUGAAUGGUUCAUUCGAUUCGAUAUGAAUCGAAGCAAGCAAUGGAUGAUGAGAAUGGGGCUGUCAUCAUCGUCACCGGCAGCAGCAGUAGCAGUAGUGCAGCAGCAUCAGCGGAGCAACAUUUGGUUUAUUUACCGAUUGGCUUAGAUUAAUUAUGUAAGGUAAAACACAAAACUGAGUCCGCGAUUAUCCGAUGCUAGAUACCACCGCCGCCGCCAGGAUGUCGCGCGUUUAGUAAAGCAGGAGAAAAUUGCACCGCACGAAAGGGCGGGAAGGAAGCAAGCGAAAACAACGUGAAUAUUUAAGUAGCAAGAGGCAAGUGGGUGUGUGUGUGUGUGCAUUGCGCUGUGCAGUUGUCUCCCCGUGGAGAAGGUAAUAAGAUACGGCACAAAUGGUACGCGAGACAACACCGUUUAUAGAAUGGUUUAGCAUGCAUGCAACGGUUUUUUUUUAAUGUUUAGAAGGCUGAAGCGAAGAAGCAGAAGGGAUCCUCCUUAUCUGGUUAAGCAAAAAAGAAGGAAACCCAUGCUACUAGAACACGUUACAAAAAAAACACAUUAAAUUAUACAUUGUGACUUACACAAAACAAUGCGGCUGAGAUUGUGUUUUAAGUGUCGUUCUUUUACAUUAUUCCGUGCAGCAGAAGAACAAAAAAUUGGUUCAAUUCGUGUUUGUUUGUGUCUUUUUCAUCCCAGCCGUUUUGUUGCUACUAACUGAAUGAGGUAAAAUAAAAACGAACGUGCGAAUCAGA